This is a messenger RNA of Prunus armeniaca (apricot), 987 nucleotides long. Lineage: Eukaryota; Viridiplantae; Streptophyta; Magnoliopsida; Rosales; Rosaceae. The record is from the annotation of a GenBank genome assembly.
AUGGAGGGAGAGAAAGGAAGAGUGUGUGUAACAGGUGGUUCAGGGUUUAUAGGGUCUUGGCAGGUCAUGAGGCUCCUUGAUCAUGGCUACUCGGUCAACACCACUGUCAGAUCAGACCCAGAGAACAAGAAAGAUCUAAGCUUCCUCACAAGUCUACCAGGAGCAUCGGCACGGCUAAAAAUUUUCAAUGCGGAUCUCAGCAACCCAGAAAGUUUCAAUGCAGCCAUUGAAGGAUGCAUCGGAUUGUUCCAUGUUGCUACUCCAGUUGACUUCCAAGAUAAGGAACCUGAAGAAGUGGUGACCAAAAGAUCAAUUGAUGGAGCCCUUGGCAUUCUAAAGGCAUGCUUAAAUUCGAAAACUGUGAAACGAGUUGUAUACACCUCGAGUGCAUCUGCUGUCCAGUUGGGCAAGGAGGAGGAUGGAGAGCAACUGGAUGAGAGCUUUUGGAGUGACAUAGAUUACAUUAAAGCUGUCAAGCCAUAUGGAGGCUCAUACAUGAUUUCAAAGACAUUAACUGAAAGGGCAGUUCUUGAAUUUUCAGAGAAAUAUGGAUUGGAUGUUGUGACAGUAAUUCCUUCUUUUGUUGUUGGCCCCUUCAUUUGUCCAAAGCUCCCCGGCUCUGUUCAAACCACUUUGUCUAUGGCCUUUGGUGACUUUGAUCAACUUAGCUUUAUUAUCAAUACAUCUGUGGUGCAUGUGGAUGAUGUUGCCAGAGCACACAUUUUCCUUUUUGAACAUCAUGAGGCAAAAGGGAGAUACAAUUGUUCUGCAGAUGUCAUAACACUUGUACAAAUAGCUGAAUUAAUCUCUGCAAAAUACCCGGAAGCUCGAAUACCGUCAGUAGAUGAUUUAAGUAGAGUUGAAGGUCCGAAAUUUUCUACUCUGUCAUCAAAGAAGCUAUUGGAUGCUGGUUUCAAAUUCAAGUAUGGGGUUGAUGAGAUGUUCAGUGAUGCAAUUCAAUGCUGCAGAGAAAAGCAUUAUCUGUAG